This is a messenger RNA of Ceratotherium simum simum (southern white rhinoceros), 1535 nucleotides long. It is a transcript of the gene MRFAP1, whose product is annotated as Morf4 family associated protein 1. The record is from RefSeq and is a predicted model, not a curated record. Lineage: Eukaryota; Metazoa; Chordata; Mammalia; Perissodactyla; Rhinocerotidae.
CUUCUACCAGCGCGUGACCGUAAAGAGACACGGCCGAGUCGUGAAAGGGGCCGCAACACGCAGGGCGCUGGUUGACGGCGGCGACUCCAUUUUGUUCGCCGCCUCUCUGCUCCAGACGUCGGUCCUGCGGUUGCAGAGUAGCGGGAAGAUGCGGCCCUUGGACGUCGUCGAGCUGGCCGAGCCGGAGGAGGUGGAGGUGCUGGAGCCCGAGGAGGACUUCGAGCAGUUCCUGCUGCCGGUCAUCAACGAGAUGCGGGAGGACAUCGCGGCGCUCACCCGGGAGCACGGGCGGGCGCAGCUGCGCAACCGGAGCAAGCUGUGGGAGAUGGACAAUAUGCUCAUCCAGAUCAAGACGCAGGUGGAGGCCUCGGAGGAGAGCGCCCUGAACCACCUGCAGGCGCCGGGCGACGGCGGCGAGGGCAGGGGCACGCGGCGGGGCGAGCGCGCCGAGGAGAAGGCGCAGGAGGUCGCGAAGAUGGCCGAGAUGCUGGUGGAGCUGGUGCGGCGGCUGGAGAGGAGCGAGUCGUCGUGAGCGGCCGCGGUCCGCAGCCAGUGGAUUCUGGUCAACUGGUGGAGAUUGGCUGACGCCCUGGAGAAGCUGAACCCAGAGAGCCUUUGUUUUCUCUUUUUUUCCCCUGUCUAAGCUCUGUCCUCACUUACACUACGUUUCUGCUAUGGUUUGUGGUUGACGACCUCAAUAUGAGUUCUGACUGUUAAACGUUUUUGUUUGGGGAAGUUACUUUCAUUUGGAAACGCGCUCACAUAACAAGAAUUAGGGCCUAGAUUGUAAGCUCUUGCAGCAGUCACGUAUUCCUGGGCUUUGGUUAUUUCUGAAUUUUGAGGUGCUUUGCUCUUUCUUGUGUGAUCUGAUAGCUCCCUGGAACUUUGGGUCUGUGUGUGACACGAGACUCAGAGUUGGAGUUCUCCGGCUCUGGCGGUGGUGAAGGAGCUGCGUUACUUCCAGAAGACAACUCUAUGCAGCAGCUGAAGCUGAGGAGGGGACCAGACUUCAACUGGAAUGUGGAUGGGGCUGAUCUGGCUGGGACUGACGAAUCAGAAGGGGUGGAGAAUAGCAUUGUUUGUAUUUGGGGACUCUAAUUUCUGUGUGAGACCAAAGGAGGAGAGAUGUAUUUUGUUCAAAAUUUAAAUUUUAUGUGGCACACUCUCUGACGUAACCUGUCUAGUCAGUUUGUUUGGACAACCUAAUUCAGCUUUAUUUGACCUGGAAUUUAGCCUAGAAGAUGAGAUCUUGGUAUUCUCUACAAGUUGAUGUAAUACCCUGAUGCAUUUCAGUGGAUUCUGGGCAUAAAAUGAAAGAUACCUACACAGGCCCUUGAGGGGCUGGGCAAGGAAGGCAAGGGCUGUCUGCAUUGGACGCUAAACUGGACGGGGACUAGGCAUCUUCAAGGUUCGUAAGUUGUCCAGCUAGAAAUUCAUUUGAGUAGCAGACCUGACAAGUUUUUGAGGUCAAAACCCUACCAUGUAUUUAAAAAAAAAAAAAAAUUACCAUGUUAAUAAAAGUAUUCAUUUGCUUG